UCAAAAUUUUCCUUUAAACAAAAGUUGUUAAAAAACUUUUCUUGUAGUACUUUAGUUCGAUAUCAACAUGUGAGUAAUCUUUCAUGGUAAAAAAAAUAAUUAUGACGAAAUCUGUAUAAAUACGUGAUUAAUGUGAUUAUAGAUCGUUAUAUAAUACAUUUGUUUUUAUGUAUAAUUAAAUUUUAUAGUCACUGAGCGAGUAUUUAAAGUAAGUCAACGAUAUGAAAAGAUACGUGUAGAUAAGAAUUGAAAAUCCUUGAAUCUUUUCUCAGGGUAAAGUCGCAGAGUAAUACGUAGUUGACAAGUACAUCACACAAAAUGAAUAAUCCUCUAAAACCAAACAGUGAGUUAAUUUUAAGAAGAAAUAAUAAAGUUUACGGUAUUCCGAUGAAAGAAGAAAUUGGACAAAAUGGGUACGGUUACUACGUGUAUGAAAAAAUGAUUAAAAAUAAAGAUAAAAUCUUCCAAAUCCAUGGGUUAACCGGAGAAAGUGAAACUUACGGGAAUUUAUUAAAACGCUGUAAAAGAGUGGCAUUGGAAAUGAUGAAUCGAGGAGUAACAGAAAAGGAUGUCGUUCUUCUUUGUAGUCAAAACACUUUGGAUGCGAUUGUUCCAGUUUUUUCAACUCAAUUUAUAAACACAAUUUUGUGCAGUGUCGAUCCAUCUCAAUCCGUUAAAGAAGUUGCUUAUCUUUUAAAUUUAGCUAAACCCAAAAUGGGAUUUAUCGAAAAAGAAUCUGUAAAUUUAAUUAAGGAUGCUUUAGAAAUAAAUGGUUUAAAAAUGGAAAUUAUUGUUAUGACCCAUGAUGAUGAUAAGAAUUGUCUGGGAUACUUUUUAAAUCCUAAAAUUGAGGAAGACGAUUUUAAACCGAAGAUUAUGAAAGAUUAUAAGAAACCGGGUUUUCUGUUUUUUAGCAGUGGGACUACAGGAAUGCCAAAAGGAAUUCUUUAUUCUGGUUAUUCUAGUCUAAAUAAUAAUUUGAGUGUCAGUCAACUUGGUUUUGAAGCUAAAAUUGGAACUCAUUUAUCUACGUUUUAUUGGGGAUCAGCAUUACUAGUAACGACAAAAGUACUAAUCAGUGAUGGAAUGAAAGUUGUUAUUCCAACCAGGGACACAAGAAUUUUUGCGAAAGCUAUGAGCGAUUAUAAAGUUACUUUAGCGUUUACAUCUUAUACUUUUGCUAUUGGAUUAAACGAAACCAUUACAAAAGAUUUAAAUUUUAACAAUCUUGAGUAUUUACUUAUUGGUGGUUCAAUAGUUCCCGAAAACCAUCUCAUAAAAUGUAGAAAACUUCUCCCAAAAACACUAGUUUUGUUGUCUUAUGGCCAAACGGAAGCCGGAUACAUAACCAGUUUUACAAGAGAAACUUAUCCCGUUGCUUUGCAAAAAAUUUCGUGUGUUGGUCCACCAAUUCCCGGAACUAUUAUAAAAAUCACCGAUCCAGACACUGAAGAACUUCUUGGAAUCAAUCAAAAAGGUGAAAUUUGUGUAAAAACCAACUGGCAUUUAAACGGUUAUCACAAUGCGGAUACUACAACCAUUUUCGAUAAAGCCGGUUAUCUUAAAACGGGAGAUUUGGGAUAUUUCGAUGAAGAUAACUGUUUGUACGUUAGUGAUCGAUUAAAAGAAACGUUUAAAUUUCAAGGUUGGCACGUUAGCCCGGCUGCUAUUGAAGAAGUUCUUCUUAAACAUUCGGCUAUUAAGGAAGGUGUGGUAAUCGGAGUUCCACAUCCAUUAGAUGAAACACACGCGUUAGCCGUUGUAGUUCUUAGGGAAGGUUACGAAGGCAUUAACGAAGAAGAAAUUAUUCAGUUUGUAAAUGAACGGGUUUCGGAUAGACAGAAAUUAAGAGCCGGAGUUAGAGUUUUGAAGGAGUUGCCGAAAACUCCGUCUGGAAAAAUAAUGAAAAGAAAAAUUAGAGACAACUUUAUAAACAAGAUAUGUUGUAAUUCAACAAUCAUGAUAGCUACACAAAAUUUUACUAAAAGGGAACGAAAUUAUAUUUCCGGUCCAAAAUUUGAACAUGAUGAGUUUAUCGAAGAUGGAUUAGGAUGUUACCUCUUCAACAAAUUUACACAACAUUCAAAUAAAAUAUUUCAGGUUAAUGCUAUAACAGGUGAAACAGAAACUUACGGAGUUCUUUUAAAACGCUCGAUAAGAUGUGCUUUAGAAAUGAAAAAACGCGGUGUUAUAGAAAACGAUGUGAUUGUUAUGUGCAGUGGAAACUCGAUGGAUUGUUUCGUUCCCAUAUUAGCUACUCAAUUAUUAAACGCAUCUGUUGCAACAUUAGAUCCAAGUCAAUCAAAACGAGAUGUUGUGUAUUUAUUAAAUAUGGUCAAUCCAAAAAUGAUAUUUGUGGAAAAUACAUCUUUUAAGUUGAUUGAGGAAGCAAAAACUGAAUUUAAUUUUUUAACUGAAAUUGUUAUCAUGGGGAAAGAUACAUAUUCAAAUUCUUUUGAAGAUUUUUUAAGCCCUAAUACAUAUGAAAAAUAUUUUAGACCAACAUGUGUAGAAAAUCGAGAUAACACAGCAUUUAUUUUAUUUAGUAGUGGAACAACUGGAAUGCCAAAAGGAAUUUGUUUAUCUGGAGAAAGAUUAUUAGGAGCUGUUUUAGCUUUAAUCCAAAUUGGUUUUUAUGGUAACACAUCAAUUCACUUAACAUCAUUUUAUUGGAUAUCAGCAUUAUGGGUAACCCUUCUCACCAUUAUCAAAGGAGGUAAAAAAGUUAUUUUGCCAAAUUCUAACAUGGAUGCAAUAUUAAAAGCAGUUGAAGAUUAUAAAAUAACAUUUGCACUGUUCGGAACAAACAUCGUUUAUGAAAUGAACGAAGAAAUUUGUAACAAAUACGAUCUGUCUUCGUUUGAAUUAAUAGUCACAGGUGGUUCUCCAAUUUCAUACGAUCAUCUUGAAAAAUGUCGGAAAUUCUUACCGGGUACCGAAAUAACUCCGGGAUAUGGAUUAACUGAAUCUGGUGGAUUAACUGCUAUUUUUCCUAAAGAUCAUUCUUAUUUGUAUGGAUUAUAUCCGGGAAGUUGUGGAACACCAACACCAGGAGUCACCAUAAAAAUUGUAAAUCCAGAUACUGAAGAAAUUUUAGGUCCUAACCAAAGUGGUGAAAUCAGAGUUUUUAGCAAUUUCCUUUUUACCAAAUAUCACAAAAUCGAUUCCAAAAACGCGUUCGAUUAUGAAGGAUUUGUAAAAACCGGCGAUAUAGGUUAUUUUGAUGAAAAUAACAUUUUAUACGUUUCCGAUCGGCUAAAAGACAUGUUUAAAUAUAAAUCUUGGCACAUCGUACCAGCUUCAGUGGAAAGAAUCAUUUAUCAACAUCCCGCUGUUAAAGAAGCUGUGGUUGUUGGAAAACCUCACCCAUUAGACGGCGAUCUCCCAAUGGCUUUGAUAGUUUUAAAAGAGAAAUAUUUACAUGUUAACGAAGAAGAAUUAGCUAAGUUUAUUAAUGAAAGGGUUUUAGAAAGGGAACAAUUAAGAGGUGGAUUGAGGAUUGUUAAAGGUUUUCCGAAAACGCCAUCAGGAAAAAUUCCAAGAAAUUUAAUUAGAAAACAAAUUUUGGAACGAAAUUUAUAAAAUUAAUUGAUUGAAA
Messenger RNA from Onthophagus taurus, 3598 nucleotides. Its product is annotated as luciferin 4-monooxygenase-like. NCBI's taxonomy places the organism in Eukaryota, Metazoa, Arthropoda, Insecta, Coleoptera, Scarabaeidae. Gene Ontology annotation, molecular function: CoA-ligase activity. The record is from RefSeq and is a predicted model, not a curated record.